UUUUUUCAAAAUUAUUUCUGCGUUUUGGUGAAUUUGAUGGGUAAUCUUAUUUGUUCCUAUGCCUUUUAGUGGUGGAAGUUAUACAUAUAUGUCAUUACUUCCUUCUAAUAUUGAAUUGCUUUGUGUAUUACAUGUUAUAGCGUGGCUAAAGGGUGUUUUUAUUUUUUAUAAUUUAGUUUAAUUUUUUAUAAUUUCGCUUCUUUUGUUGAAAUUUUGUGUGAGCUUCUCUUUCUUGGUAAAAUGCACUGAACCCUUUUUCUACAAAAAGGGGGAAAAAAAAAGGAGAAGACCGAAGACAAAGAAAUGAAAGAAAACGAAGAAAAAGAAUAUUGUUGUCUGUCCAAGAUCACAUAGAAAAUGGUGAAGGCUGUUGCUGUUCUUAACAGUAAUGAGGGUGCUUGUGGAACUAUCUACUUUGCUGAAGAAGGAGAUGGUUCGACUACAGUGACUGGGAGUCUUUCUGGCCUUAAGCCUGGACUUCAUGGCUUCCAUGUGCAUGCCCUUGGGGACACAACAAAUGGUUGCAUGUCAACUGGACCUCAUUUCAAUCCUGCUGGAAAAGAGCAUGGUGCUCCUGAAGACGAGAAUCGUCAUGCUGGUGAUUUAGGAAAUGUCAUUGUUGGUGAGGAUGGUACUGUUAAUUUCAAAAUUGUUGACAAGCAGAUUCCUCUCACUGGAUCAAACUCCAUUGUUGGAAGGGCUGUUGUUGUCCAUGCUGAUCCUGAUGAUCUUGGAAAGGGGGGACAUGAGCUCAGCAAAAGCACGGGAAAUGCUGGUGGCAGAGUAGCCUGUGGAGUUAUCGGAUUGCAAGGCUAAAAAACUAGCUCUACCGACACUCAUGGUAAACACAUGUAGUUGAAGACAUUUGUUUUGUCAUGCAUGAGAGAUCCCUAGACUAGACUCAAAAACUUGAAAGAAUAAAGGGAAGAAGGUUGUCCUUUAUGGUGUGAUGUAUGAUGUUAUGAUCUUAAAUCUUUUGUGUUAUUUCCCAGUUAUAUCUAAAACUUCCUCUGGUUUUGCA
Molecule: messenger RNA, 1021 nt
Organism: Vitis vinifera (wine grape)
Lineage: Eukaryota; Viridiplantae; Streptophyta; Magnoliopsida; Vitales; Vitaceae
Product: superoxide dismutase [Cu-Zn]
Exons: 8
Coding region: 358-816 (152 amino acids)
Biological process (GO): removal of superoxide radicals
Molecular function (GO): copper ion binding; superoxide dismutase activity
Source: RefSeq, a predicted model, not a curated record